AUGCCUAAACAACCAAGAAACACCAUUAAGUCCAGUUCUACAGACUCAGACUCCACCAGUAACAGUGGUUCAGAAUCAGAAUCAGCACAGAUCAAGACUUUACCUGCAAGUAGCAAGACCAACACCUCAUCAAGAGCUCGAAGAAAACAGCUAGAGACACAAAAAGACAUGUUCAGCAACAUCAAUGAAGUCAUGAAUAUAUGCUUCCUACUUGAGGAGGAAGCUGUCCGAGCUGAAGAAAAUGAAGAUAAUCUAGAGGAUGAGAGAUUAGUGAGGGCACAAAAUAAAGUUUUGGAAAAGGUGUAA
Messenger RNA from Serpula lacrymans var. lacrymans S7.9, 306 nucleotides. RefSeq lists its product as uncharacterized. NCBI's taxonomy places the organism in Eukaryota, Fungi, Basidiomycota, Agaricomycetes, Boletales, Serpulaceae. The transcript is spliced from 3 exons. The record is from RefSeq and is a predicted model, not a curated record. The coding region runs from base 1 to 306 and encodes 101 amino acids.